GACGUUGACGACGCCUCCAGCAAGAGCAUGAGAGACCCCUUUUUCCUCGAGCCCAUACCAUGGCUCGUCAAGGCAACGCAGCCCUGGGCCGAUCUUCUGUCUCUGCCCUCAUUGCCGCUCCACGUCCAUGAGGUGCUCGCCGCUAGCUUGCUUUACUCGGUCAUCUACUAUCCGAUAUCACCCUUGGUUUCGCGCCUGAUCGUCGGCCGCAAAUACCUGGAUCUGCCCAGGAAGAGAAGAGUGAACUGGGAUGCUCACGUCGUCUCAUUCGUACAGAGUACCCUCAUCAAUGGAUUGGCGCUUUGGGUGAUGUUUGCCGACGAAGACCGCAACGGGAUGGACUGGCAGGAGCGCAUCUGGGGCUACACUGGUGCGGCUGGCAUGAUCCAGGCUCUCGCCGCUGGAUACUUCCUGUGGGAUCUGGUCGUUACGAGCUGCAACAUGGACGUUUUUGGCAUUGGCACUCUGGCUCAUGCUGUUAGUGCCCUCUUCGUCUACGCUCUUGGCUUUCGACCUUUCAUCAACUAUUAUGGCUGCGUCUUCAUUCUCUGGGAGCUAUCCACGCCUUUUCUCAAUAUCCACUGGUUCUUCGACAAGCUGGGAAUGACUGGCUCUCGUGCCCAGUUAUACAACGGAUUGAUGCUGCUCUUUACAUUCUUUUCCACACGCCUGGUGUAUGGGACUUAUCAGUCGGUGAGGGUGUUCUCGGACAUCUUCGCGGCCAUCGAUACCAACCCUAUCUUACCUGUCAGUGCCGACACUGGCGAGGUCAUCACUUCGACUGUCAUGAGGUUUGCGACACCUAAAUCAACGGUACCUGCUUGGCUGGCUUUCACAUAUCUCAUGAGCAACAUUACUCUGAACAGUCUCAAUUUCUACUGGUUCAUUAUGAUGAUCCGUGCAGUGCGCAAGAGGUUCCAGCCGGCCAAGACAAACGAAAAGGAUAUGCUCACAGAAGUAUCGGCGACGAAGGCGACUUCACAGCCCACACAACCUGCAAUUCGCCGACGCAAGGUAUAG
Messenger RNA from Colletotrichum gloeosporioides, 1020 nucleotides. RefSeq names its product putative TLC domain-containing protein C17A2.02c. The transcript has 2 exons. The record is from RefSeq and is a predicted model, not a curated record. NCBI's taxonomy places the organism in Eukaryota, Fungi, Ascomycota, Sordariomycetes, Glomerellales, Glomerellaceae. Gene Ontology annotation, cellular component: endoplasmic reticulum; membrane. The annotation marks the transcript as partial. Gene Ontology annotation, biological process: lipid homeostasis.